Molecule: messenger RNA, 525 nt
Organism: Adineta ricciae
Lineage: Eukaryota; Metazoa; Rotifera; Eurotatoria; Adinetida; Adinetidae
Source: the annotation of a GenBank genome assembly
AUGACUCCGAGAUAUACGGUUUUCUUCAUUAUCUUGUUCUCUUCUGGUUGCAUUGAAUUAAUCAAUAGCUGUAGUUGUGCCAGUGAUAUUACAUUGGAAAAAAGUUUUGCUGCUGCAACACACGUCUUUACUGGUAAAGCUAUUCGAACAAAACCCGGAUCGACCAAGGAUGAUUAUCAAAUAACAUUUGAAGUGGACAAAUUAUUCAAAGGUUCAGUACCACCGAACGGCCAUAUUAUUGUAUCGACACCAUAUGAAUCAGCAGCUUGUGGUGUGCCUAUUAGCGCAGGACAAAACUGGCAAGUUUGGACAACAGGAACAGAUGGUAGUUUGAAAGUAUUAGCCUGUGGUCGCUCUACAAGUGAAACAACACGAGAUAUGAAUUUUCUUAAUCAACAUUAUAUCCCUCGAUCUGCUGCGAAUCUUCAUAGUUCAUCAACAUAUCGAUGUCAAUAUUCAUUGAUUAUUACGAUUGUGUCAUCCUUUGUCUUUCUUGAAUAUCGUUUAUUCUCUUUCAAUAGAUAG